GUCUGUCCUUCCUCCGCCGUCUCCUCUUUCCCCGCCUGCAUCCCCGGGGGCAGAGUGUGGGAAGAACGAAUUUCCGCCCGGUUUGUUCGCCACUCGCCGACUUGGGUCCCUUCCGGACGCAGCCUGCGCACCCCGGCUCCUCCCCCGGCUGUUCCACGGAGGCCGCGCUCCGGGUCCGGGACCCAGAGAGAGGAGGCGCGGGCUGCGGGGGCCGAGCCGCCCGCCGGGGCGCAGCAGCCAAGCCGCGCCCCAGCAGCUCUUGGAAGGACUCCCGCCUGCCUGCAGCUGGGGAAUCCACUCGGCGGGGAGAAUCCGUGCCAGGGAAUCCAGCUCUCCGGACUCGGGCUGCAAACAAAAAGCUCGGUUCUUGUUCCCCCCUCCGUCCCACUACGCGCACCCGGAGAGUUUUCUGCAGAGAUGCAACAAGUAGCACCCGCCGCUCGCAGAGCGCCCUGACUGCGCUGGACGAAGCAAGCCUGCAGAGACCCGGCCAGACACCGGACAAAGGGCGGAGGAGGGGUUGGACCGCGCAGCGGAGUCCCUAACGAGGCCAUUUAGUGACUCUGGCCAGGCCAAGGGGAAUGCAGAGACACAGAGCCGGCGGGCCAAGAGGACGAUCCGGCAGCUGCACGCAGGGCGGGCGGCAAUGGAGGCUGCCCGCGCCGUGCGCUUCCUGCUCGUGGUGUGCGGCUGCCUCGCGCUGCCGCCCUGGGCCCAGCCCGUGUGCCCGGAGCGCUGCGACUGCCAGCACCCCCAGCACCUCCUGUGCACCAACAGGGGGCUCCGCGCCGUGCCCAAGACCAGCUCACUGCCGAGCCCGCAGGACGUGCUCACCUACAGCCUAGGCGGCAACUUCAUAACCAACAUCACGGCCUUCGACUUCCACCGCCUGGGGCAGCUCAGACGGCUGGACCUGCAGUACAACCAGAUCCGCUCUCUACACCCCAAGACGUUCGAAAAGCUCUCGCGACUGGAGGAGCUCUACCUGGGGAACAACCUCCUGCAGGCGCUCGCCCCGGGCACACUGGCCCCGCUGCGCAAACUGCGCAUCCUCUACGCCAACGGGAACGAGAUCAGCCGCCUGAGUCGAGGCUCCUUCGAGGGCCUGGAGAGUCUGGUCAAGCUGCGGCUGGACGGGAACGCCCUGGGGGCGCUGCCGGACGCGGUCUUCGCCCCUUUGGGCAACUUGCUCUACCUACAUCUGGAGUCCAACCGGAUCCGCUUUCUGGGCAAGAACGCCUUCGCCCAGCUGGGCAAGCUGCGCUUUCUCAACCUCUCAGCCAACGAGCUGCAGCCCUCGCUGCGCCAUGCGGCCACCUUCGCCCCGCUGCGCUCCCUCUCCACCCUCAUCCUCUCGGCCAACGGCCUGCAGCACCUGGGGCCCCGCGUCUUCCAGCACCUGCCCCGCCUCGGCCUGCUCUCCCUCAGGGGCAACCAGCUCUCGAACCUCGCACCAGAGGCCUUUUGGGGGCUGGGGGCCCUGCGGGAGCUGCGCCUGGAGAGCAAUCGGUUGAGCCAGCUGCCCGCGGCGCUGCUGGAACCUCUGCACAGCCUGGAGGCGCUGGACCUGAGCGGCAACGAGCUGUCCGCCCUGCACCCCACUACCUUUGCCCAUCUGGGCCGGCUGCGCGAACUCAGCCUACGCGACAACGCGCUCAGCGCCCUCUCGGGGGACAUCUUCGCCGCCAGCCCAGCCCUCUACCGGCUGGACCUAGACGGCAACGGCUGGACCUGCGACUGCCGGCUGCGGGGCCUGAAGCGCUGGAUGGGCAACUGGCACUCGCAAGGCCGGCUUCUCACCGUCUUUGUGCAGUGCCGCCACCCCCCGGCCCUGCGGGGCAAGUAUCUGGAUUACCUGGACGACCAGCAACUGCAGAACGGGUCUUGCGCCGAUCCCCCUCCCUCGGUUUCCCCGACCGGCGAGGCCAAGCGGCGGCCCUUUCCCACAGCCACGAGGGAGAAGAUGGUGCCCCCUGCCGGUGGCCUCGCGAAGGAGCUGCCGCCAGAACCGCAGCUGCAGCCACAGCAGUGGGAGAGAUUACCGCCCGGGGCGCCCUGGGAUGGGGAGCUCUUGGGCAACCGCAGCGUCUUGAGGCUGAGCCCAUGGGGUCCAGGCCUCCAGCAGCCGGGCCCCUCCGCCGCUGCUGUGGCGGGCCCGGCGCCACACCCCCUGGACCUGCAGGAGAAGCCCCAGGGGGGACGUCCGUCGCCGGCCGAUCCAGCCCACACGGAGCCCACCCUGCCCGGCACGGCAGCCUCUGCGCCGCCGCCCGCUGGCGACCUCUGGCAGCGCGCCGCGCAGCAGCGCCUCUUCCCGCAGCAGCAGGAGAGCGCCGCCCAGGCCGACGGCGGGGCCGUCCUGCCGCCGCUGGUGUCCGACCCGUGCGACUUCAACAAGCUCAUCCUGUGCAACCUGACGGUGGAGGCGGUGGGGGCCGACAGCGCGUCGGUGCGCUGGGCGGUGCGCGAGCACCGCAGCCCCCGGCCGCUGGGCGGCGCGCGCUUCCGCCUGCUCUUCGACCGCUUCGGCCAGCAGCCCAAGUUCCACCGCUUCGUCUACCUGCCCGAGCGCAGCGACUCGGCCACGCUGCGCGAGCUGCGCGGGGACACCCCCUAUCUGGUGUGUGUGGAGGGCGUGCUGGGCGGCCGGGUCUGCCCCGUGGCCCCCCGGGACCACUGCGCCGGGCUGGUCACCCUGCCGGAGCCUGGGGGCCGGAGCGGCGUCGACUACCAGCUGCUGACCUUGGCCCUGCUGGCCGUCAACGCGCUGCUCGUGCUGCUGGCCUUGGCGGCCUGGGCGUCGCGCUGGCUGCGCAGGAAGCUGCGGGCCAGGAGAAAGGGCGGGGCCCCCGUCCACGUUCGCCACAUGUACUCCACCCGGCGGCCCCUGCGCUCCAUGGGCACCGGCGUGUCGGCCGACUUCUCCGGGUUCCAGUCGCACCGGCCGCGCACCACCGUGUGCGCGCUCAGCGAGGCGGACCUCAUCGAGUUCCCCUGCGACCGCUUCAUGGACAGCGCGGGCAGCGGCGCGGGCGGCAGCCUGAGGCGGGAGGACCAUCUCCUGCAGCGAUUUGCCGACUAGAGCCAGGGCCUCCAGGGUGCGGAGACCAUCUCAUUGGCCUUGAGGAGCCCUCUCUCUUUGGCGCCCUUCAACCCACCUCAGGGGAAGAUCUCAUUCCAUCAGACCGUCUCCUUUUGUGCAUUUGGCCAGGGAGGCCAAAGAGGCCAGUUCAGCACUGCUCCCCUGCCCCCCAAUUCCCAAUACUCAUAAAAUAAAUGGGUGGUACUUGGUGGUCAAGACCAAGAGUAGGGGACGCAUGGAUAGUGGGGUACAGAGGUGGGAAGCCUUCUGUACAUGGAGACCGUGGCACAGCUAUGAGAUUGGUUUUGGUGGCAUGGCAGAACAAUAGCCUCACCCCCUUGCGGGUAGGAAAGGGGGCUUGUGCCCCCAGCAUGGCCAGGUUUGGAGAUUUGGAGACUGAAUACUUUUUUACUUGUUCAGUGUCAAAAAGAGGUGUUUUGUGUUCUAUUUAAGGAAGAAGGAACUUAUUACCAUGGCAAAGGAGGCUUGGCAGAAUUACCACUGGUCUGGAGGUUUGUGCCAAGAAGGAUGAUGUCAGCAGGUGGUAAAGUUUAACACACUCACCCAGGGGGAACUCCUUGAUGGUGGAUAACUUGACCUUUAAAUAAUCAGAGACGCUACUUUUUUUUUUUUCAACAAUGUGAAGAGCUCUGACAUUUAACAAACUGACAAACUCAAGGACUAUUUUAGAUGAGCCAGGCGGCUCAACAGUUUUCUUUUUUUUAACGUGAACAUCACAAGAAGGUUCGCUGACCUUGGGGUUAACUGAGAUGACACACUUUCUCUGGAGAAGGCUGCGUCCAAGACUUCUCCGUCAGGGUUGCUCCUGUGGCUUUUUUAAUUUUAUUUUUUUAAACCCAUAGAUGGAAGAGGAAACGUCAAUGCCAGACUUGAUCAACGAAAUGUAAUGCGUAGGUCACAGGUGGCCCCGUAGGGAAGGCCAGUGUUCUAGUUUGCUUACCACAUCGCUGACAGUGUGUGUGGGUUGGGGAGAAUGCCAUGUGCUACUUCUCAUGUUUUUAUCAGUGACAUGCAAUUGAUUGUGUCCUACUGGCCUUGAGUUGCACAGUUUAGUGUUAAAGGACAUUUCCUACUAGGGGAGCAAAAGGUGAUUGUGUAUGUUUGGUCACAUUAAUGUCUUACUCUAUAGGAAAUAGUAGAAGGGAAGAAAUUAUUGGGAAAAUGUGAAAAAAUGGACAUCGGUGGUGGUUUUUCUACGAAAACCAGAAGAUUGUUACGAGUACUUAAACCUCACUGUGAAAUAAUUCUUUUUGCAAGUUAGUCCCUCCAUGACCCUGUGUUUUACUGUGUUAUUAAAUCUUAUCUUGUAGUUGAUAAUUGCAGUCUUUCUUUUCCAUGCUUUUGUGUUAAACUUAGGGUUAGGUUCCUUUAUUUGCUCUGUUGUUUUCAACUGUUCGAGAUACUUUCGUUCCCUGAUAUUUAUGAAGGACAUGUUUAUCACUACAUGUAGUGCUUCGGUUUACAUGAAUGAUUGCGUGUGUGGCCUACAAGUGUCGUCACUAAGAAGGUGUGCCUGGUUACAUUCACUGUGGUUAUGGUUCUUGGGCAGUGGGGUGUUGUGGAGGCCACAACAUUGGUGCUAAGGCUAACAGUGCAUCCUCUGUUGAGGGCCUUAAGCCCCUGAGGGUCCUAAUGACUCAGGGAAUCGAUCACAGUCCAGGGGUCCUUCACCUCCCUGCCCCUCUCCAUUCCUUUUAUGUGUGGCCUCCGCCAAGCCAGGCCUGCCCUUGUCCCCACCGCUGAGCAGAGACCCAGGGAUCUAAAUGAACUGAUCUUUGUUUAUGUUCAGAUGAAUCAAUGUCCAGACCACUUAAAGUACAGCUGCUUUCCUGGCAGUCUUAUCUGUGGGGCCAAAACUUAAUAAACCACAGGAAAUAGACUGUCAUUCUGAGUUUGCUGCCAGAGCUUGUUUCCGACUCUGAGCUUGCUGGCACCGGGAAGAGGUGCAGUUGUUGGCUUUUCCUGGCAACCCCUGGGCUGUCCUGCACCUUUUCUGCUCCCGGCUUUGUUCAUUCAUCGAGCAGUUGCAUCUCUUAGCUGCUGCUUUGGCACAGCUGUGUAGUGCUGAUUCCCAUGGAAAGUAUGCAAAGGACCUCUUGUUUUCUGACGACCCACCCGGUCAACAGCAGAACGUCACUGAACAUGCUUAAUGCCUGGAUCUAUGUACAGGCAGUUUCACUGAAGGUCUUUCAGUGGGAAAUGAAUAAAUGCUAUCCAUUGUUAUGUUCAGUUACGUCAAUAA
Myotis myotis is the source of this 5345-nucleotide messenger RNA. It is a transcript of the gene TRIL, whose product is annotated as TLR4 interactor with leucine rich repeats. The transcript has a single exon. Gene Ontology annotation, molecular function: protein binding. The record is from RefSeq and is a predicted model, not a curated record. The coding region runs from base 647 to 3082 and encodes 811 amino acids. NCBI's taxonomy places the organism in Eukaryota, Metazoa, Chordata, Mammalia, Chiroptera, Vespertilionidae.